AUGUCUGGUUGGGCAAACAAGCUGUCCUCUUUUGGACACCACAAGUCUGACGACAAGGACGAUACAUCGCUCACCACGCUUCUCGAUGUAGACCAAUGCGCAGACUUGACGUUCCUGAUCGCCACCAUAACGGCAUCUAUGCGACAGUCCCUGGUCGACACAUUCACCGCUGAAGAGCUCCCGAUCGAUUCGAAGACUGCCAAGUCAGAGGAAGAAGUACUGAGGGACGCACCCUCCAACCUCGAUGAUGUCGAUGUUAGCCAAGAAGACAAGAUCAAAAAGGAGAGACAGAAACGCGAAGAAGAGGCAAGGAAAGAACUUGCAGAGCCUGAGGUGCAAGAGCUAAAGAAGGAAAUGCUAAAGUAUUUCGAUGGCUGGCGAGGCAACGUCAUUAGUCGAAUCGGCGAAAUUGUCAACUCACGAGAAAAGGCAAAGGAACAAGCAAAAUAUGUCGAAGGGAAAAGAGUCGAAGAAGUGAUCAAGCAAUCUGAGGCUAGCAUGACAAGUAUCGAGAAGCUUGAUGAUCAGGAAGAAGACGAGGACAAGAUCUUCAAAGACCUAUACCCAGCUGUCCCAACUACUCUCACUCAACUGGACGAGAGCAAACGGACACUUAUCCUGCACUCCCUCGUGCUCAUCCUAUUGAGUUUAGAGCACUACUCGGCACAUUCUCGCGUUCUGAUACUCUACCUUACAAGUUCUCUCGGGCUGAGUAGAGCCGUCCUGAAGAAAGAUGAGGAAACUGUUGCACAGGGUCUAUUGGAGGCAGCAUCUCAGCAAAUCAACGCCGACGCUGAGACUAAAAAAGCAGCUGAAGCAUCACAGACGGCUCGGAAGUGGAAGGUUGGACUUGCCGGUGUUGCUGGUGCUGCGCUCAUCGGAGUGACAGGUGGGCUUGCUGCUCCACUCCUCGCAGCGGGUGUGGGCAGUAUGAUGGGUGGUAUCGGUCUAGGAGCCACAGCCGCAGCUGGCUAUCUCGGGACGCUUGCUGGUUCCUCUGUCCUCGUAGGUGGACUCUUCGGAGCGUACGGGGCCAAGAUGACUGGAAGGGCAAUGGACGAAUAUGCCCGACAGGUAGAAGACUUUGCCUUUAUUCCCAUCCACCGCACCCAAGAUCCCGAAAAUCAAGACAACGAGUCUCGUCGCCUUCGUGUCGCGAUAGCUGUUUCCGGCUGGCUACGCGAACCCGAGGAAGUGAGUAAACCAUGGCGAUACAUCAACAAGGGAACGGAGGGCUUCGCACUGCGCUGGGAACUCGAGGCUCUCCUCAAGCUCGGACACAGCCUAGAGACAUUCGUCACAAGCGCAGCCUGGGGUUACGCAAAGAAGAAGAUUAUCGAACAAACUGUCUUCGCCGCAAUGGCAGCAGCAAUGUGGCCGCUCGGCCUCCUCAAACUCGCAACCAUGCUCGACAACCCCUUCUCCGUGGCCAAAUACCGCGCGGAAAAGGCAGGAGAAGUCCUCGCCGACGCCCUCAUCAACAAAGUCCAAGGCGAACGCCCCGUAACGCUCGUCGGCUACUCCCUCGGCGCCCGCCUCAUCUUCUCCUGCCUCGAAAAACUCGCCGAGCGCCGAGCUUUCGGUCUCAUCGAAAACGUCGUGCUAGUCGGCGCCCCUUGCCCCUCUGACGUCGCAGACUGGCGGCGCAUCCGCUCCGUCGUCAGCGGCCGGUGCGUAAACGUGUUUUCGAAAAAAGACUACAUCCUCGGUUUCCUAUACCGCACUUCGUCUGUGCAACUUGGUGUCGCUGGUCUCCAGCCCGUUGUUGGCGUUCACGGCGUGCAGAAUGUUGAUGUGUCUGAGCUUGUUGAUGGACAUUUGCAAUAUCGCUUCAUCACGGGUUCUAUCCUGCGUAAAAUCGGGUUUGAAGAUGUUGAUGUUGAGGAGGUGGAGCGUGCGGAGGUGGCACUUGCGAAGGAAAAUAAAGCGGUUGAGGAAGAGAGGAGGAGGAAUGAAGAGGGUAGGCAGGGGGAGGGCGGCGAUGAGGAGAAGGAGAAGGAGGAGUUGGAGAAGGCAGUGCGGGAGAAGCAGGAGAGGAGUUGGAUGCAGGUUGUGCAGCAGAAGACUAAGGGGCUGGAUAUUGGGGGCGUUUUUAAGGGGUUGCCGGGGAAGGUGGCGCCGGAGAAGGAGGCGGAGAGGAAGGCGGAGGCGAGUUCGGGGGGGGUUUAA
Pyrenophora tritici-repentis Pt-1C-BFP is the source of this 2169-nucleotide messenger RNA. RefSeq names its product DUF726 multi-domain protein. The record is from RefSeq and is a predicted model, not a curated record. Lineage: Eukaryota; Fungi; Ascomycota; Dothideomycetes; Pleosporales; Pleosporaceae.